Messenger RNA from Pollicipes pollicipes, 404 nucleotides. RefSeq lists its product as uncharacterized. NCBI's taxonomy places the organism in Eukaryota, Metazoa, Arthropoda, Thecostraca, Pollicipedomorpha, Pollicipedidae. The record is from RefSeq and is a predicted model, not a curated record. The coding region runs from base 27 to 404 and encodes 125 amino acids. The transcript has 2 exons.
UGGUGAACGAGGCAAAAGCCGUACCGAUGAUCGAGGACCGAGCCUCCAAGCCCCGGACGCGUCGUCUCAACGGAGUGACGUCGUCGGAAGGCAAGGUCCGAGCGCAGAGAGCGGUCGGGACGGACGACGACAGGAGCCAGACCGGCAUGAUCUUCGGCCCAGAGGAGGACACAGUCCAGACCCGUCUGGAGUUUGGGCAGGAGGACGUGCCGGGAGGAGUGGCCAAUGGCCGGCUCAAUCCGGCGUUUGCUGAGGACGAGCCGGACCGCGCCAACAGCUGGACCAAAAACGUCCUCUUCGCAGCCGGAUCGUCGAAGGACGCAGAGAGCUCGCAGUUUUCUCUACGAGGCUUUGAGGAGUUCUUGGAGUGUGCUUCCAUGAGGCCCGUUUGUCCGCUUCGAUAA